Molecule: messenger RNA, 1826 nt
Organism: Ziziphus jujuba (common jujube)
Lineage: Eukaryota; Viridiplantae; Streptophyta; Magnoliopsida; Rosales; Rhamnaceae
Product: protein PAL OF QUIRKY
Exons: 2
Coding region: 354-1655 (433 amino acids)
Molecular function (GO): protein binding
Source: RefSeq, a predicted model, not a curated record
UGGUGGGUGGCCUAAUAUUAAAGAAAAAUUAAAGUUGAGAGACUUGAGAGUUGGCGGGACCCAAAAUGCAUAGCUGAUGUGAUGUUCACCGUCCAAACCGAUAACCACUGUUCUAGAUGCGUCUACGAAUGACGCUCAUCACGCCCUUUACAGUAUGCAACUCCUCAGACACUGACAUUCCUUACCUUCUCACAUUUCCAACUUGUCGUCGUCCAGGGCCAUGGCCAACCGUACUUGUUUCCUUUCGUUACCAAUCCUUACUAACCGCUACAACAUUUUGGACAUGAUCUGAUAGUUAAUUGCUUCAUUUCAAUUUUCUUUUUCUUUUGUAUUUUUUGGGUUGGUCCCGGAGGAUGACUUCGUAUCACCAGUACGAGCUGGAAUCCGGCACCACAGAUUCGGUGGCAUCGUCCCCUCGCUCCGAUCACCCGUCGUAUGAUCUGAAUACACGUGCAAGGUUCAUGUGCAGCUUCGGCGGCAAGAUCUUACCCCGUCCGCACGAUAAUCAACUGCGUUAUGUUGGAGGUGAUACUCGCAUAGUGGCGGUGCAGAGGAACUCCACCUUCUCCGCCCUUCUCAACAAGCUCUCUAAACUCUCAGGCAUCAGUAACAUAAGCGUUAAAUACCAGCUACCCAAUGAAGAACUCGAUGCUUUGAUCUCGGUUACCACUGACGAAGAUGUCGACAACAUGAUGGAUGAGUACGACCGCGUGGCACUGAAUCAAAACCCCAAAUCAGCUCGUCUCCGUCUCUUUCUCUUCAAUAAAGACGAGGAUAUCUCAAGGACCAGCAGUAUCAGCUCGCUCCUUCAUGGCUCAGCCAAUCGUGAGCACUGGUUCCUUGACGCUAUCAAUGGCAGCUCGGCUUCGGGGCUCGAGCGUGGCCGCUCCGAAGCUUCUUCUAUUGUUUCCGAAGUGCCCGAUUAUCUAUUCGGGUUAGAUAAUUCCGAGGACCCUCAGCCUCGCGGCGAGCCCAAAUUGAAGAACCGCCUGGCUUUGAACGACAAUGUCUCUGUUUCGGAUCCGGGUUCUCCUGCCCCGGUUGUCUCGUCGCCGUUUUGCUCCACCUCUUCAUCCGUACCUUCUGUUCCAUCGAUCCCAAAUCUUCCACCCGUAAAGACCAAACCCGAAAACUCAGCUCCGGUUCUAGAAUCAAAGGAGAGCCAAUUUCACGGUUAUACAGAGACAGUUGAACCGCCUCAAUCGCUGCCAACCGGGUACCCGGGCAAUCCGGCAUGGCAAUACGUCUCGGAUCCUCAUUAUUCGGGUCAAUCCGUACAGCCAGUGCCAGUUUACUAUGUUCCGGGUCCUGUACCACCCGGUAAUGUUUCUGUCCAACCGUUUCAAGUACGGGCUCCGUAUGUCCAGCAGCACUACCAAGCAGUACCGGGUCAGAUUCCAGUCGGAUACCACCAUCCGAGUCCGGGUGUGGGUCAGGUGUACAGUGGAGGGGUGAGGCCGAUAUCCUCGUUGGAUCCAUAUGAUGUAUCAGCUAGGGUAGUUCCUGAUGGAGCGACCCAGCAGGUCCUUUAUGGUGCAAGAAACGCUGGCAUGGUUUCUGCUUAUCCGGGUAUGGUAGUGUCAACGGGUGAGGAAUUGCAUGGGUCUGGGUCCGAUGUAAAAACGGGUUGGGUCUACCAUGAAAGAACUGGAUAGUGUGGUUGGUAAUGGUACAGUAAUUUUGAGAUUUUUUGUUUGUCUGUAAAAGGUUUGCCUUUUUUAGCAGUACAAGGUUUGACUGUGUUUGAGGCUGAAGAGCCACAUGAUUGGAUUGUAAUUAGUUUAUGUAUCUUCUCAAUAUAAUUGUGUGAUGCAAUUGUGAAUGGA